Messenger RNA from Panicum virgatum (switchgrass), 1075 nucleotides. RefSeq lists its product as uncharacterized. The record is from RefSeq and is a predicted model, not a curated record. The coding region runs from base 1 to 957 and encodes 318 amino acids. Lineage: Eukaryota; Viridiplantae; Streptophyta; Magnoliopsida; Poales; Poaceae. The transcript has 4 exons.
AUGCGCGUCGCGUGUGACAAGGCUUCAACUUUCAAUUCAAGCCGCGGCUUUGAUAAUCCACGUAGACGAUUCGGGGAAGGAGGGAGGUCAACAUUCGCAUCCUGCAUGUCCAACUUUCAACGCGCCGGCGAACGCCUCGCCGUGCGCGAUGGGCAAGCGGCGGCGGUGGAGACUGGAGAGGAGGAGAGGAGAGUGGCUUCACGGAAGCGACAACCUAACCAUGAGGGGCCCUGGGCUGCUCCUACCUGCCUCUGCCUGCCCCACGAAAGAGAAGCUGAUUGGUGUGAUGAGAACACUAGAAUAGUGUGUGAGCUUUUUGCAGACGAAGUGGAAAAAGGAAAUCGUGAUACAACUCAUUUGAGUAACAAGAAAAUAAAGGGUUAUACCGGAUUAAAAAAUAGAGGCAUUCAGAAUGAGGAACAAUUGGAAAUUAUGUUUGAAGAUAUUCGUAACACCGGUGAUGACCAUUGGUGUGCCUCUAGUGGUGUAGCACCUUCCCAGUUCAGCUCGCCACCAUCUCCCAUUCCUGUUGAUGAUGAAGAUGAAGCCGUGAACGAAGAGAAUGAUAGUGAGCCGGAGGAGGUAACACCUACAAGUGGGAAAGGGAAGAGAGGUAAAGGGGCUGAUAACAACAAAGAAAAGAAACCGAAGACAAGUACUGGGCAAUGGUUUCAUGAACAGAUGGGUAAGAUUGUGGAGACGAAUGAGAGAACAACCGCUUCUUGUGAGUCAAUUGCAAGGAGGGAGGAUAAAUCUGGUUGCUCCAUUAAGGAUGUCAUGGCUUUGGUUAAGGAAUGUGGUGCUGUUCCAUCGACAAAUGAGCAUUUCAUAGCAUCUAUUGUUUUUACCAAAAGGGCUGAACGAGAGAUGUUCAUGACCUUGGAAACUCAUGAAGAGAGAUUUGAAUGGUUGACAAGGAAGCAUGAGUGGAUGACAAGAAAUGAUGUGUCUAAGUAGAAAGCAUUGCUACUGCUCUCUUUGUGGCAUCACCAAUGUAUCCUUCGAAUUUGAUCUCUUUGUGGUUCAUUUGACAUGUUGUCUAUCUGUUGGUUUGUAUGGUACAAUUUUAAUGGGU